Molecule: messenger RNA, 381 nt
Organism: Molossus molossus (Pallas's mastiff bat)
Lineage: Eukaryota; Metazoa; Chordata; Mammalia; Chiroptera; Molossidae
Product: C-C motif chemokine 8-like
Exons: 3
Coding region: 1-381 (126 amino acids)
Biological process (GO): positive regulation of GTPase activity; lymphocyte chemotaxis; immune response
Cellular component (GO): extracellular region
Molecular function (GO): chemokine activity; CCR chemokine receptor binding
Source: RefSeq, a predicted model, not a curated record
AUGGCCAGAGCAGCCAAAGGGACGGAGAGGUUGAGGCCAAUCCAGAAACCUUCCGCUCUCACACUGAAGCUCCCACUCACACCCUCCACCAUGAAGGUCUCCCCGGCUCUUCUGUGCCUGCUGUUGGCAACAGCCACCUUCAGCACCCAGGUGCUUGCUCAACCAGAUUCCGUUUACAUCCCAGUCACCUGCUGCUUUGGUAUGGCCAGUAAGGCGAUCCACAUCCGGAAGCUGAAGAGCUACACGAGAAUCACCAAUACCCAGUGUCCCCAUGAAGCUGUGAUCUUCAUAACCAAAAUGGACAAGAGCGUCUGUGCCGACCCCCAGAAGAAGUGGGUCCAGAAUUCCAUGGCUCUCCUGGACGGCAAGGCCCACGCCUGA